AUGUGGGUGCGAGGCGACGACGCGUUCGCUGCGGAUCUUUCUUUAAUCGAUUACCGGUAUUCGUACCUUACUCCGCAAGACCCCCCAAUAGUGUCAGUGGGGCUCAGCCCUUUGGGAAAUCCAAUCGAAGGUCAGCGGGCGCCAGUGUCAAUCAAUUUCCAGUCGCGCCCGUCAAAUCUUGCGCCCGUCGAAAGAUUUGACGGGCGCUUCCUGCUACCGCUUUGUAAACGGGCCAAAUUGGGUCAGCGGCUUGCCAGAAAUUAUCAACCAAACAAAUCUAGUAACAGACUAAUAUUGAAGACGAUCAGGUUGAUCAGACGAAGAAAACCCAAUUCCCCAAAAAUAAAUCAGAUCAAGACGCACACAAAACCCACCAGCAACAGAUUGGAGACAGCUACUUACCAUUAA
Molecule: messenger RNA, 408 nt
Organism: Pyricularia grisea
Lineage: Eukaryota; Fungi; Ascomycota; Sordariomycetes; Magnaporthales; Pyriculariaceae
Exons: 1
Coding region: 1-408 (135 amino acids)
Source: RefSeq, a predicted model, not a curated record